UCAUUCCCCUUUAAUUCUGCCAAACCAUCAUAUAUACUAUCGUAUAUUAUCACUCUUUCAAAUUUCUCCAACUUGGCCUUUAAUUUAUUUAUUGUUGCCCCAUUAGUUUCAAUCAUGGCGGAGGACGACGCAGAGAAGGGUGCGACGCCGUCGGAGAUGAAAGGGAAAGGAGGACUUAGAGCCGCAUCUUUCAUUUAUGGGUUGGCGGCGAUGGAAAGCAUGGGUUUCGUGGCGAACAUGAUGAGCUUGGUCCUCUACUUCAUGUACAAGUUGCAUUUCGAUCUCCCCGCCGCUGCCAACACUUUCACAAACUUGAUGGGCACUACUUUCUUGCUAUCUGUUGUUGGUGGCUUCAUCUCCGACACUUACAUCAACAGAUUCUACACCUCCAUCAUUUUUGGGGCCCUUGAACUCCUGUCUCUAGCAAUGCUGACGAUUCAAGCUCACUCCAAAGACUUGCUACCUUCCGUUUGUGGAAUCGGAGAGUCGAGCUGCAUCGAGGGGGGCAAGGCCGUCUACUUCUACGCGACGAUGUUCCUGCUGGCGCUAGGGGCGGGCGGCUUCCGGGGGUCGUUCCCGGCCCUCGGGGCCGACCAGUUCGAUGAGAACGACCCCGAGGAAGUCAAGUCGCUCGCGAGCUAUUUCAACUGGCUGUUGCUCAGCAUAGUUGGCGGCGCGUCGAUCGGAGUAACCGUCAUCGUAUGGGUUUCCACCAACCACCCGUUGAGAAACAACUGGUGGAAGGGUUUCCUCAUUGUCACCAUUGCCACCUUCUUUGGCUUCAUCGUUCUUGUACUUGGAAAGCCCUUCUAUCGCCUCAAAAUCCCCAAACACAGCCCACUUGUUAGAAUUGCACAGGUAAUAGCAGUCGCGGUAAAAAAUCGUGGGCUGCCUCACCCGGAGAGCCCGAGUGAGUUGUACGAACUCAGCAAGAAAGAUUUAGACUCCACAGUCGCAAAAAUUCCUCAUACCCAACAAUUUAGGUGGCUAGACAAAGCAGCGAUCGUGGGCGAGAGAGCAGACGCCUCGGCAUGGGAAGUCUGCACCGUGACGCAGGUGGAAGAGGUGAAAGUGGUGGCAAGAAUGCUUCCCAUCAUCGGCAGCACCAUCAUCAUGAACACCUGCCUCGCCCAGCUGCAGACCUUCUCGGUGCAGCAGGGCAACCGCAUGGACCCCCACCUCGGCUCCUUCAAGGUCCCCGCCGCCUCCAUCCCCAUCAUCCCCCUCCUCUUCAUGGUCAUCCUCAUCCCCGUCUACGACGCCUUCUUCGUCCCCCUCGCCCGCCGCCUCACCGGCCACCCCUCCGGCAUCUCCCAGCUCCAGCGCGUCGGCGUCGGCCUCGUCCUCGCCGCCCUCUCCAUGUCCGUCGCCGCCCUCGUCGAGGUCAAGCGGCGCCGCCGCUCCCUCGGGAACCCCUUGGCCCCGAUCAGCCUCUUCUGGCUGUCGUUCCAGUACGGCAUCUUCGGGAUCGCCGACAUGUUCACCAUGGUCGGGCUGCUCGAGUUCUUCUACAAGGAGGCGCCGGCGGGGAUGAAGUCGCUGUCGACGUCGUUCACGUGGAUAUCGCUCUCGCUCGGCUACUUCCUCAGCAGCGCGCUGGUGGAGGCGGUGACGUCGGUGACGAAGAGGGUGACGCCCAGCAAGCGGCCGUGGGUGUAUGGGAUCGACUUGGAUAGGAACAACUUGGAUUUGUUUUAUUGGCUUCUUGCUGUUUUGAGCGUCGUCAACUUCUUCCACUACUUGUAUUGGGCCAUGUGGUAUAAGUAUAAGAGCGGUGGCGACGAGGCGGCGGCGCCGGCUGCGGCUGUGGCGGAGGAGAGCGCGCCCAAGGUCGCGAGUGGUGGUGGAGUUGCCGAGCAAGGAGAUGGUGAUAAAGUUGGUGAGACUCAGUGAGGGGAGAUGCUUAUGGUGGUUGCAUUGGUCGCAGCUUAUGAUGAUAUUGAUUUCCCCUUUUUUGUUUUGGUUUUUUAUGUUUGUGAUUUUUGAAUUUUUUAUGUUUGUGAUUUUUGAUCAGAUUGUGAUAUUGGCAUUCGGGCAUGCAGCUUAGUUGAAAUAAAAGUGAAACAAGCUU
Molecule: messenger RNA, 2071 nt
Organism: Salvia miltiorrhiza (redroot sage)
Lineage: Eukaryota; Viridiplantae; Streptophyta; Magnoliopsida; Lamiales; Lamiaceae
Product: protein NRT1/ PTR FAMILY 4.5-like
Exons: 6
Coding region: 115-1893 (592 amino acids)
Biological process (GO): transmembrane transport
Cellular component (GO): membrane
Molecular function (GO): transmembrane transporter activity
Source: RefSeq, a predicted model, not a curated record